Nothobranchius furzeri (turquoise killifish) is the source of this 2175-nucleotide messenger RNA. It is a transcript of the gene tgfbr2b, whose product is annotated as transforming growth factor beta receptor 2b. Gene Ontology annotation, cellular component: signaling receptor complex; plasma membrane. Gene Ontology annotation, biological process: heart development; cellular response to growth factor stimulus; protein phosphorylation. Lineage: Eukaryota; Metazoa; Chordata; Actinopteri; Cyprinodontiformes; Nothobranchiidae. The record is from RefSeq and is a predicted model, not a curated record. Gene Ontology annotation, molecular function: metal ion binding; transforming growth factor beta receptor activity, type II; ATP binding.
UGUGUGUGUGUGUGUGUGUGUGUGUGUGUGUGUGUGUGUGUGGCUGACUCACCAACCCUCCUUAAGUGAGGUUCGGUUCGGUUCGGACUUCGGGUGAACAUGCAGGGAAUGCGCUGCUCUCCUGCUCUGCUGCCUGUUGGACUGCUUUUGCUGCUGCUGCUGGAGCUCGGGAGUUCCGGUGUGCUGCACAUGCUUGCUGUGAGUCAGCUGUGUAAGUUCUGUGAUUUGGAGGCUUCCUCGUGCAGUGGGACAGGAACCUGCAGCUCCAACUGCAGCAUCACAUCCAUCUGUUCCCAUCCCAGUGAGGUCUGCGUUGCCAUCUGGAGGAAGAAUGAAACGGGCUUCUCCAUUGAAACGCUGUGCCACGACCCAUCCUCACUGCUCUACGGUGUCCAGCUGGACGACUACAACAGCUCCACCUGUGUGAUGAAGGAGAAGAACUCCUCAACCGGAACGGCUCACUUUUGCUCCUGUUCGGAGGAAGAGUGCAACGAUAAACUCCUGUUCACUGUGGAUCCAACUCCUCUGACAUCCAUCAUUCUGGUCAGCCUGCUGCCCCUGCUGGUGACGGCAGCCGCGUCUGCCGUGAUGAUCUACUCAUGCCGGGUUCAUCGGAGACGCCACCUCCGUCACAUUUGGGAGCGCAACAUUAAACUGCACAAGCCCAAAGGCAGCGGGCUGGACUGCAGCAACGCCUGCGCCAUCAUGGUGGAUGAUGAUGGAUCUGACAGCAGCUCCACCUACGCUAACAACCUAAAUCACAACACAGAGCCGUUGCCCAUCGAGUUGGAUCUGCUGGUGGGCAAAGGUCGCUUUGCUCAGGUGUAUAAGGCUAAACUAAAGCAGACCACCUCGGAUCAGUUUGAAACUGUGGCUGUGAAAAUCUUCCCCUAUGAGGAGUAUGCCUCCUGGAAGAACGAGAAGGACAUCUUCUCAAACACAGACCUGAGACACGAGAACGUCCUUCACUUUCUGACAGCUGAGGAGAGGAAGGUGGAGAAACAGUACUGGCUCAUCACCGCCUUCCACCCCACAGGAAACCUGCAGGAAUUCCUGACCCAGCAUGUCCUCAGCUGGGAGGAGCUCCAGGUGUUGAGCAGCUCUUUGGCCCGGGGAGUCGCCCACCUCCACAGUGACCGGCUGCCCUGUGGACGCCACAAGGUGCCCAUCGUCCACAGAGACCUGAAGAGCUCCAACAUAUUAGUGAAGAAGGACCUGACCUGCUGCCUGUGUGACUUUGGCCUGGCGCUCUGUCUGGACAGCAGCCUGUCAGUAGAUGAUCUUGCCAACAGUGGACAGGUUGGUACUGCUCGUUACAUGGCGCCUGAGGUGCUAGAGGCCCGACUCAAUCUGGAGAACAUUGAGUCCUUCAAGCAGACUGACAUUUACUCCAUGGCCUUGGUACUGUGGGAAAUAACAUCAAGAUGCAAAGCUAUCGGAGAGGUGAAGGAGUAUGAGCCGGCGUUCGGCUCCAAAGUGCGAGAGCACCCCUGUGUGGAGAGCAUGAAGGACAACGUCCUGAGAGACAAAGGAAGACCGGAGAUCCCCGACAGCUGGCUCAGGCAUCAGGGCAUCAGUGUGAUCUGCGCCACAAUCAAGGAGUGCUGGGACCAUGACCCUGAGGCCCGCCUCACGGCCCACUGUGUCGCUGAACGCCUGUCAGAACUGGAGGACGAGCAGGACAAACUGUCCAGCCGCAGCUCGUCAGCAGAGAAGAUCCUGGAGGAGCUGAAGAUGCCGAUAGCGGUGGACAUCCCAGAGGAGGAGGUGAAGAUCAGCCAGAUACAGAACGUCAUCGCUGUGGACUGCUCCAUGACCGACAGCCCGCAGGGGGACGUUCACCUUGAGGGGGUGCACUCCAGCAGGACCCGCAUGUACCUGUAGCCCAGAACUGUGUGUGUGUGUGUGUGUGUGUGUGUGUGUGUGUGUGUGUGUGUGUGUGCGUGCGUGCGUGCGUGUGUGUGUGUGUGUGUGUGUGUGUGUGUGUGUGUGUGUGUGUGUGCGCGCCAACCAAACUGAAUGUUUACAGAUCAAUCACAAAGGGAAGUUAUUGUCAUCAGGAGAACACAUCUUAGAACAAAAAGCCAAAGGUUCCUCCUGCCUCACCCGCCACACGUGUCCUGUGUGUAAGAUAUUGUAAAUCCUUUCUGUAAUAAAGAUUUCCAGUUUUCUGUU